Molecule: messenger RNA, 1221 nt
Organism: Gambusia affinis (western mosquitofish)
Lineage: Eukaryota; Metazoa; Chordata; Actinopteri; Cyprinodontiformes; Poeciliidae
Exons: 3
Coding region: 102-1055 (317 amino acids)
Biological process (GO): DNA integration
Molecular function (GO): nucleic acid binding
Source: RefSeq, a predicted model, not a curated record
UUGGUGUACCAAUCAGGGGAAGGUUGACUGCAGUGACUGAUGAAGACCUUGAAACUAAUAUCAGACAACUUCAAUCCCUGUAUCCAAAUUCUGGGACGGAGAUGAUGAGAGGCUUGUUGCAUGCACGAGGACUAGUGGUUCCACGGCGUAAGGUCCGUGAGAUGAUGGCUCGAAUCAACCCAAUGGCAACUGCAAGGAGGUGGAGCAGUGCAGUGUCUCGACGUGUCUAUCAUGUGCCGUAUCCCAACAGUUUAUGGCAUAUUGAUGGCAACAUGCGUCUCAUAAGGUGGGGCUUUGUGGUCCAUGGUGGCAUCGAUGGAUGUUCACGCUUAAUUACUUACUUGAACUGCAGCACAGACAAUCGCGCUUCAACAGUGCUAUUCCAUUUUCUCAAGGCAACAGACCUCUAUGGCUUACCUUCUAGAGUGAGGUCAGACCAUGGUGGCGAGAAUGUGCAAGUGGCACUGGUGAUGAAUCUCCUUCAGGGCAUUGAACGUCGGAGUCAUCUAACUGGGGAAUCCAUCCAUAAUCAGAGAAUUGAGCGUCUUUGGAGGGAUGUGUUUUUACAUGUUCUGGAACCAUUUUAUAGCACGUUUUAUAAUCUUGAAGAUUCAGCCCUCUUGGAUCCCAGCAACGAUGUGCACAAACUUUCUCUUCACAUAGUUUUUCUUCCUGAGAUUCAAAGCCAACUGGAACAAUUCAGAAAGGGAUGGAACCACCAUUCCUUGCGUACAGAAAACAAUAAAACACCAACACAAAUCUGGACUGAACGGAUGUUGGCAAACAUGGGUGCCAACAGCACAGCAACUAACAACGUAUUUGGUGAAAAUUCCAGCGCAUCAGAGACUCUUGAAGAACUUCUGCAACAGCAUGGCCUUUGGCCACUACCAACUAGUGAUGCUGAAGAGGUUCCUAGUGUAGUUGUAGAACCAACCCAAACCAGGCUCAGUCAGCAGCAACUUCAGUCAGUUAAUCUUGCAGUCAAUCAUAUUUCAGAUCUGAAGGAGAAAUACCAGGCCUGUUGUGCAGAAAUUGCAAAUGUUUUAUUGAUUUAAGUACAUGUCACUAUGUUUGAGGAGUGACAAACAUCAAGAACAUUUGAUCAGAUGCAUUGUUCUAAAGAUACAAUUACUACAAAUAAAACUCAGAACUGACAUGAAUUGGUAACCUUACAAAUGUAAUUAUAAAAUGUUAAGGUGUUUAAAGACAUGACAAAUUACA